GUCUUCCUUCCUUCCUUACCUUUCUUUCCUCUUCUUCCUGUCUUUCUUCCUUCCUUCCUUACCUUUCUUUCCUCUUCUUUCCUUCCUGCUUCCCCUGUGGGUAAAUGAGGUAAAAUGAAACCUACAUGAGGUUUGAACCCUGUCACAGUCUUUUGAUGAUGAAGAUGAUGUUUGAAUAACUCUGAGUGGCCUCAGAUGAUCGACUGUAUUGUUUUACUUGUUCUCGUUUGGCCUUUCUGUGCCCAGCAGUAACUCUGUCACUUUGUCCAGGUCAGAGGUCAGCCCCGGAACACCGGCCCGCAGACGGCCUUGUGUUUGAUGAGGUGUAGCUGCGCAGCGUACCUGUGGAGGAGCAGUUCCCGCUGUCUGAAACAAACCCACAGCUUGUCCUAAUUGUGGAUGUCAGCGUGGAGUGAGCUCACGCCUCUAAGCCUCUUACAGUAAUACACCUGCUGCUGAGCCGACACCGCCGCCGAGCAGAGGGGACGCCGAGCGCCAAAACAGCUCCGGUACGGCCGGCAUGCCGCUCUGAGAAGACUCGGUGGUUUUCGGGACGGGAUCCUGAGGUGCGUCGGAGAUGCUGAGUGGAGAUCUGGUGGCGGCGUGGGAGGUGGCGCUGAGCGACGGCGUGUACAGGAUCGAGUUCGCUCACGGCACAACCAGCGGGAAACGGGUUGUUUGUGUCAACGGACAGGAAGUCAUCAGGAAAGACUGGAUGUUCAAGCUGGUUGGAAAGGAAACCUUCACGGUGGGAAGCGCCGCCACCAAAGCCACCAUCGUCAUCGAGGCCGUCAGCGGGUUCGCCUACGAGUACACGCUGGAGAUCGCCGGGAAGAGUCUGCAGAAGUUCAUCGACAACCGGGCCCAGACCACCAAAACCUGGCUGCUGAAGGUGGACGGGGAGGACUGCAGGGUCGUUCUGGAAAAGGACACCAUGGACGUUUGGUGCAACGGACAGAAAAUGGACACAAUGGGAGAGUUUGUGGACGAUGGCACAGAGACGCACUUCACGGUGGGGGAACACGAGUGCUGCAUCAAGGCGACCACCAGCGGGAAGAAAAAAAAUGGCAUCGUGCACUAUUUACUGCUCGAUGGAGAGAAAAUAGCAGCUUCAACACAAUAGUGGCCAAGCGGACUGUCGAACUUUCAGAGACGAGCAGAACGAGGUAUUUGCAUUGAUCGUGUCCAAACCCAGACACCUUUAUGAUGAAGGAUCGGGACUUUUCCUCUUUCACAUGGUUUCAUUUCACAUUUAGAAAAUACAAAUAUGUUCAUGUAAACAUAGCAAAUAAACACUGAACU
This is a messenger RNA of Chelmon rostratus (copperband butterflyfish), 1302 nucleotides long. RefSeq names its product fas apoptotic inhibitory molecule 1-like. The transcript has 4 exons. The record is from RefSeq and is a predicted model, not a curated record. Bases 578 to 1123 code for a protein of 181 amino acids. Gene Ontology annotation, biological process: negative regulation of extrinsic apoptotic signaling pathway via death domain receptors; canonical NF-kappaB signal transduction; positive regulation of neurogenesis. Lineage: Eukaryota; Metazoa; Chordata; Actinopteri; Chaetodontiformes; Chaetodontidae.